Vigna unguiculata (cowpea) is the source of this 1056-nucleotide messenger RNA. RefSeq lists its product as uncharacterized. The record is from RefSeq and is a predicted model, not a curated record. NCBI's taxonomy places the organism in Eukaryota, Viridiplantae, Streptophyta, Magnoliopsida, Fabales, Fabaceae.
UGAGCCGUGUGAUCCAAAAUAUGACCGUUGUAAACGCUCCAACAUCUGUUUCAAUUUAAACCCAUUCUCUUGAUCAAUAAAAUAAUAAAAGGGAGACUACGAAAGACACUGUUUCCACCAACAUAAGCGAUUUCUGAAGUACUCUGUUUUUUUCAUUCAUCGAUCAUGUAUUCAGCUUCAACCAUGAACAAGCCUCCAUUGCCCAGAUCUCCGUCGCGUCUUCGACCGCCGCAAGUUCUCCGAUCAUCAAACUCUUUCUCUCUUCAAACCCCACCAGGUUCUUUGACGAAAUCUCAGAAGCGUGUUCUCUCUCCGAAUAUGCGACCGGAGUACCUCACGAUUUCGUCCGAGAUUCGGGCUCUGGCGAAGAUGGUCAGCGACGAAGGCAGUGACGUGAAUCUGGAGAAAGCGGCGGGUGGGUAUUCUUGCGGUGUGAAAUCAAGUGCUCUGUUCGAGAGGGGGAAAUUCUACGACGAGUAUUCUGCUAGGAGGAACGAGAGGCUCAUGAGGAAGAGAGGUGUAACUGCAGUGGAUGAAGGUAAGGUUAAACCGGUUCGCGCUCUUGGGGUUUCAGUGGAAUCUGGAAAGAAGAGUAGUGUGAGAAAGAUUGGAAAUUUGAGAAAAUCUAUUUCUGCUGCUUACUCUGCCGGGGUGAGUGAAACACCAAGGUACAUGCUCAGAAGCAUGACCAAGGAAAACAAAAAGCCUCCUCUGGCUACAAAAUCUGACAAAUCUGUUGUGGCUGGGGAGAAGAGAAUGGGAACAAGAGCAAGAAGGAUUUAAAACGGAAGGUUUUAUGUCUUUUUGGGAGGGGAGUUUUUUUUUUUUUUUUUUAAAUAUUUGGGAGGGGAGAAGGAGAACCUGAUUUAAUUUGAUGUUAAAGGUUGAAUCUUGUUCUCUCAUCUGGUCAUAUACUUUGUUUUUUACUUGGAAAUUGGUGUUACAGUUAUUCGAGUAUAUGUCAGUAUAUAUAGAUCAUCUUCUUUCUGAUUCAUCAUCUGUUUUCUGAUUCAGGUAUGAUAAACUAUAUGGCAAUAUACAUCAUUAUUCGUUGGA